This is a messenger RNA of Salvelinus sp. IW2-2015, 2096 nucleotides long. It is a transcript of the gene dnd1, whose product is annotated as DND microRNA-mediated repression inhibitor 1. The record is from RefSeq and is a predicted model, not a curated record. Gene Ontology annotation, molecular function: mRNA binding. Lineage: Eukaryota; Metazoa; Chordata; Actinopteri; Salmoniformes; Salmonidae. Gene Ontology annotation, biological process: mRNA stabilization; negative regulation of miRNA-mediated gene silencing. Gene Ontology annotation, cellular component: cytoplasm; nucleus.
AGUUGGUGUGAUGGGGAGUUGCUAGCAGCAAUAAGGAAACACUCCUUUAAUGGCAGAGACACAGCAGCCCAGUGACACCUGGCUUCAUCACACUACAAAGCAAAACCACACCAAACCCAGUCAAGCAAGCCUAACCCCAUGGUCCAAUCCAGCCUCAUACUCUACAAAAUACUACAAAACCCCCAUACUCCCUCCCCUCAUGUACCUCCAUUAUAUGCCAUAGGCCUACAGAUGAGUUACCAACACAACACCCCUGCAGGGGGAAAAAAAACUUUGUGCACAAUCCAGAAAGACUGGUCGUGUGCAAACUGUGCGUUUGAGGAUGUAGUCAAAUCGUGUGUACUGAGAAGUUCACAAGGUCCUAUUGAGAGCUUGAUUAUUAUGAUGACCCAUAUGUAGGCCUACAUACAGCAGACCGCGGGACAGGCUGACAUCUUGUGAGAGAAAGGUGUAGUUGCAUCCCUCUCCGUAAGGGACCAAAGCCAUCCUUUGAAACGUGUAGUUGUUUCGUUUAAAUGUUUCAUUCAGUUCAGGAAUAGCGAAGGAUGCACCUGUUGAAAAUGCACCUAGAACUAACUGUCGAAACCCGGUACAGUUCAAAUACUUUGAGGCUUCUCCUCUAAAUUACUUUCAACAUUUACUGCUUCAAAUGGCAUUUCCAUCACCAUCGUCUUCAAACAUGACUAAUUUAACAACCUUUGCACACGCCCCCAACCUCCUCUGAUCCAAUCGAUUUUUACCUAAGGUCACGGGAUUUCACCGUGGACCACUGAUGACUAGAAAUCAGAUUCGGUAAUUGUUGCUACUUUUUCGAGACCUAGGAUAAUGGAGGAGCAUUCAAGUCAGGUGUUGAACCCGGAGCGACUGAAGGCGCUGGAGAUGUGGCUGCAGGAGACUGACGUCAAACUGACACAGGUCAAUGGCCAGAGGAAAUAUGGAGGUCCACCUGAUGACUGGCUUGGCGCCCCCCCUGGACCGGGCUGUGAGGUGUUCAUAAGCCAGAUCCCGCGGGAUGUCUUUGAGGACCAGCUGAUUCCGCUGUUCCGUGCCGUGGGCCCCCUCUGGGAGUUCCGCCUCAUGAUGAACUUCAGCGGACAGAACCGUGGCUUUGCCUACGCCAAGUACGACAGCCCUGCCUCGGCCGCUGCCGCCAUCCGCUCGUUGCAUGGCCGUGCCCUGGGGUCAGGGGCACGCCUCAGUGUACGGCGCAGCACUGAGAAGCGUCAGCUCUGUAUUGGGGAGCUGCCCACCAGCACAAGGAGGGAGCAACUGCUGCAGGUGCUGCUGGACUUCUCUGAGGGGGUAGAGGGUGUGUCCCUGAGAGCAGGGCCUGGGGAACAGGGGAUGUCUGCAGUGGUGGUCUAUGCCUCCCACCAUGCAGCUUCCAUGGCCAAGAAGGUGCUGAUUGAAGCCUUUAAGAAACGCUUCGGGCUGGCCAUCACUUUGAAGUGGCAGUCCUCUUCUAGGCCCAAGCACGAAGAGCCUCCCAGACCCUCCAAAACCCCUCCUUCCUCUCCUCCCAAACCUCCCCGCCGCUCCCUCGACAGCCCCCGGCCUCCCCUGCGCCUCGCCCAGCGUCAGCUCCCUGCCUUCUCCCGGGCUGUGAGGGCGCCCUCUCCCAUGGUGCACGCUGCUCCUGAAUCCUCCAGGGGGGCGACCAUGGUGCCUCCUGUGGAUGCAGCAGCCCUGCUCCAGGGUGUGUGUGAGGUGUACGGGCAGGGGAAGCCCCUCUAUGACCUGCAGUACCACAACAUGGGGCCUGAUGGGUUCCUGUGCUUCAGCUACCGGGUGUAUGUGCCGGGGCUGGCCACACCCUUCACUGGGAUGGUGCAGACUCUGCCCGGCCCCACCCCUGGAGCCACACAGGAAGAGGCUCGCAGAGCUACAGCCCAGCAGGUCCUCAGCACUCUGUACAGGGCCUGAUAGUGUUGAAGCACAGAUCCCCCUACUUUGUUUUAAUUAUGAAAAUACUUAAUGUUUUGCACUCUUUUAUAUUUAGUAAGUAGAUGCAUGAUUUUACUUUUAUUUUGAACCACUUUUGCAUGUUUCUGCACCAUUUAAUUGUUUCUCAUUAUAAUAAAAUGAGAUUUGUCAAA